AUGCAGCUAUGGAAUCACCGUAUCAUGCUUACUGGAGUGUCAGUGUUAUUGUUGCUAGUUUCGAGAACUGCCGCUCUGAACCUCGAAGGCUUCAAAGGUGAUGAAUUGAGACCUUACACUAACACGGUGCUCCCACCAGACCGCGUAGAAGAGGCCGCCCCCAUUGUACAGGGAGUAUGCUACUCCCCUUUCCACAAUCCGGAGUAUCCGUUCUACGGGGGUAGUGCAGCGGGCCUCGAUUCGGCCAUGGACACCGACUUCAGCAUCAUGAAAAACUACGUCAAGGUUGUACGCACCUAUUACUCCUCCUUCUACGGGUAUGCCGUCGCGCCUUAUGCUGCGAAACACGGCGUCCAGCUUUAUCUCGGUGUCUUCAUGACCGACGAGAGCUGGUACAAUGACCAAGUGAACGCUGCCAUCGCGGCUGUAAAGAACUACCCGAAUACAGUCAAGGCGAUCCUAGUUGGCAACGAGAAUAUCUAUCCUGCUGGACCGUACUCCCCUGACCAAGUGUUAAACCGCAUCACUGCUCUGCGUGCACGAAUUCGAAGCGAGACUGGACGGACAGUAAACAUUGGCACAGUACAGCGACACAACGAGUGGACAGCGACUAGUACGCGCUCUGCAAUGCUGGCACUAGCUGCUGGUUGCGAUAUCUUGGGUGUGAAUAUCUACCCGUUCUUCGACGCCUCCUACACGGCCAGUAACCCAUUGGCGAUGCUCAAUGGAGCCUGGAACAACAUGCUGAGCAUCUACCCGUCCGACAAAGUCCGUCUCACAGAGAUUGGCUUCCCCACAGCAGGAGCGCCGCCUUCUUUCGCACCUAACAAUGUGCCGAGCCUCGCUAAUUCCAUCUCCUUCUACAAGGCCUUCUUGAACUGGAGUCCUGUGAGUGGCGGUCAGGAGGUUUUCUGGUUCAUGUUCUUUGAUCGUCGACCUGAUGACAACACCAUGGGGAUCGAGCUGGAGAAAUACUUCGGCUUUUACACGUGGAAUAGGCAGAUCAAGGCGUCCAGUUAUCCCAAUUUGGUGACUGCUCUUCCAACUGCAGCGCCGACGUCAGCUCCAGCAACAGCAACCCCCACCACAAGUUCACCUUCGGCAGGCACCCCAGCUCAGGUAUGCCGUGUGCACAAGGUGUACUCCAACUAA
Phytophthora infestans T30-4 is the source of this 1152-nucleotide messenger RNA. RefSeq lists its product as uncharacterized. The transcript has a single exon. Lineage: Eukaryota; Oomycota; Peronosporomycetes; Peronosporales; Peronosporaceae. Bases 1 to 1152 code for a protein of 383 amino acids. The record is from RefSeq and is a predicted model, not a curated record.